Phaedon cochleariae (mustard beetle) is the source of this 2352-nucleotide messenger RNA. NCBI's taxonomy places the organism in Eukaryota, Metazoa, Arthropoda, Insecta, Coleoptera, Chrysomelidae. The record is from the annotation of a GenBank genome assembly.
AUGCCGGAGAAACGAAAUACGCGAAUUUGUGCAAUUUGCGGCAGCAAAUGCGAUUCGACGACUCAUUUAUAUUCAGUUCCGAAGGAUGACCAUCGUCUUCUGGAAUGGGUUAUCUCAUGCGGUCAGCUUUUACACCCAAAAUCUUUGGUCUGCUCCAAACAUUUCCAGCAGAAUGCCAGUGGCAAUAAAAAAUUGAAAAAAGGAGAUGUACCAUCAGUAUGCCCGAAAAAAGAAGUCAUUCCUUUGCCGGUUCAGCGGUUGGAAGAACCUACUCCUGUAGCAAAUAUAACUACUUCUCUAGUAAACACAACUCCUCCUAUCGAUUCAACUUAUUACAUUAGAGAACAUGAGGUGGAGAGGGUGUACAAAUGUUGUGCUUGUAUGGAAUCUCUUCCUAAUGAAUUAUAUAGUGCUUCCGUCACAAUGUUAUGUUAUGAUGACAAAACGGUGAAAGAUGCUUUGCAACUUAUUCUUGUUCCACAGUUGCACCAAAAAGAAUACUUUGAUGGGGAUGCUAUAAAAUAUGACGAUUUUGUUUGUGAUUCAUGCUUCAUGGUUCUGAGAAAUACACUGAAAUUUGUGAAGAAAUGUCUGGAAAUCCGUGAACAAAUGAAGGAUCAAUUCCAAAAUGAAAAAAUGAAACAAGUGGUCAAAAUUCGAAAGAAGGAAGUGGCUAAGAUGGUUCCAGAUCUCCACUAUGGCAGUUUCCUGCCUUUGCGAUACUCGAAAAUGCCGGAUCACGAUGCAGUCGUCAGUUUCAAGGACGCCGUCCCCGAAUGCCUCAUUUCAUUGCAGCAAAACGGCGUGAAUCUAUUGCAGAACUGCAAAUCGUAUGAAAACUUUUAUGAAAACAAAAGGGUGUUACUGGUGGGAAGUCGCACGUACUUGAAUUGCCCCCGUUGCGACGAACUUUUUGUAUCCAAGGAGAGAAAGAUCAAUCAUUACGCUGAAGUGCACAACCUUUCCAAGGCCUAUCUGAUGGAGCCGAUUCACUACGAGUACGAACCGAACGACUCGAAUGAAUGUCAGGGCUGCGGCAAAGUGUUCUUUAGCACGAGAUCCAGGAACGUGCAUCUCAGCAAGUGCAAAAUGUUCGCUUGUCCGUAUUGCGAUGGAGUGUUCAAUGGAAACAAGAUGUCUGAGCAUACGAAGCAAGCACAUGGAGAUGCGAAUCCAUUCAAGUGCGAUAAAUGCAAACUGGAAAGUUGGAACUACCACGGUCUGAGAAGCCAUAUUUGCAAUGGUCGUAUGUGCGAGCACUGUGGAAGAACAUACUUUUACAAGAGCCGAUAUGUAGAACACAAAAAAAAAUUCUGUAGGAUGAAGACAUGCAGAGAGUGCAAAAAAAAGAUAAGUGUAACACUAUAUGACAAACAUAAGGAAUCGCACAAUAAUUUUCCUUGUCCAAAAUGUGGAAUGGUAUUUAAGUCUAGAUAUGCUAUGAAAAAGCACGUGAACCGGCAUAAAACCAGUCUUUGUCCAAUAUGUGGCAAGGAAUGCAAAAUUCUCGCAACACAUAUGUUGACCCAUGAUGAAAAUAGGACCAAGAAUAUUCCAUGCAACCAAUGUCCUAAACUAUUCUACAGGAUAACCGAAAUGCAAAGACAUGUCAAAAAGGAUCAUUGUGAAAUGAUUAUUUGCGAAAUAUGCGGUGAGCAAGUUAGAAAGUAUUACAUGAAGAAUCACCACAUGGUGAAGCAUACUACUACUAGUAAUACUACUGCUACUUCUACUCCUAAAGAAUAUAAGUGUGAAACAUGUAGCCAAAGUUUCGAAAAUACUCGCGCAUUCAAACUUCAUGUCAGGCGACAUACUGGAUUUUUGGAAAUGAGAAGAAAAAAUUCGAAGAAAUAUGAUUUCAGAAAAAACGAUCCAGUCUUCUGUAAGCAUUGUCUCAAAUCAUUCAAGAAUGUGGUUUAUUUGGAAAAGCACAUGAAGACUCACACGAAUUCCUGUCGAGUUAGGUGCAGAUAUUGUUCCAAUACUUAUGCCAACGUGAAGUGUAGAUGGAAACAUGAAAUGCGACAUCAUAAAGUUACAGGAGAAAAACAGAGGAAAGCCUUGCCUGGCUUCAAGAAAACAAGCGAAUCGAACAUAUGCACAUGCGAGGUGUGCGGCGAACUAUUCCAAAACGUCGAUCUGUUGAACGUUCACAAAGAAGAGUUCCAUAACCUGACGAAGCUGUCGAAUAAAGUAGUCGAUGAUCUGGCCAAAGAAAUGCUGCUGAGUUUUGAAACGUUGGAAUGCGAUGAGUCAUUGUUUUUUAGGGAAGAAUCCGUGUUAGCUGAUAACGUUGAAAUCGUCGUUUCUUAUGAUUCUGAUCAUCAACAAUAAAAUGCUAAAUUAAGUUCG